CCCCUCCUCUGGUCUGUCACGCUCGGCGGCUCCUCCGAGAGGCUCCUCGCUCCCUCCCCCAGCUUCGCGCCGCGAGCAGGAGCAGCGGGAGCGGAGGGAACUGCCGCGGCUCUCCACCGCCUGCCCCCCGGUUGAACAUUACAGCUUCACUUGUACCUGGGCGUUUUCCACUGAUGUCCAACACCCAAUAGACAUUCCAAACCAUAUUUGGCAGGUGCCUUUGCAGCCUAACAGCAGUCCUUCUUUGACACAGGAUGGAGGACACCUACAAAGACAGGACUUCACUAGUGAAAGGGGCCAAAGAUAUUGCUAAAGAGGUGAAGAGGCAAGCAGUGAAAAAAGUUAAUAAAGCAGUUGACAAAGCCCAGGAUGGCUACACACAGAGGUCCUACAGUCGAUUCCAGGAUGAGGAAGAUGAUGAUGAUUACUAUGGCCAAGGAGGAAGUUAUGGUGUAGAAGCUAAUGAUGACGAAGGAUCAAGUGAAGCAACUGAAGGACAUGAUGAAGAUGAUGAAAUUUAUGAAGGGGAGUAUCAGGGAAUCCCCAACAUGGGGCAGGGUAAGGAUGACAUGGUGGUCUUAGGUCAGUCUAUGCGUGAUGAAUACAAGGAUCGUCAUGAACUGGAAACAGAGAGGAAAGCUGAUGAAGAAGAGCUGGCACAGCAAUAUGAAUUGAUAAUACAAGAAUGUGGCCAUGGUCGUUUCCAGUGGGCCCUCUUCUUUGUGCUAGGAAUGGCCCUAAUGGCUGAUGGGGUUGAAGUGUUUGUUGUUGGAUUUGUGUUACCCAGUGCUGAAACAGAUAUGUGUAUACCCAAUUCUGGAUCAGGAUGGCUCGGGAGUAUCGUGUACCUUGGGAUGAUGGUGGGGGCAUUCUUCUGGGGAGGCUUGGCAGACAAGGUGGGAAGGAGACAAUCGCUCCUGAUAUGUAUGUCUGUCAAUGGAUUCUUUGCCUUCCUUUCAUCCUUUGUCCAGGGCUAUGGCUUCUUCCUCUUCUGUCGCUUGUUUUCUGGAUUUGGAAUCGGUGGAGCCAUGCCAACAGUCUUCUCCUAUUUUUCGGAAGUGCUCGCUCGGGAGAAACGAGGUGAACACCUGAGCUGGCUCUGCAUGUUUUGGAUGAUUGGUGGCAUCUACGCUUCCGCGAUGGCUUGGGCAAUAAUUCCUCAUUAUGGAUGGAGUUUCAGCAUGGGCUCUGCCUACCAGUUCCACAGCUGGCGAGUAUUUGUGAUUGUCUGUGCACUGCCUUGUGUCUCUUCUGUGGUUGCCCUCACCUUUAUGCCGGAAAGCCCACGGUUCCUGCUGGAGGUUGGAAAACAUGAUGAAGCUUGGAUGAUACUCAAGCAAAUUCAUGACACAAACAUGCGUGCUCGUGGUCAGCCCGAGAAAGUCUUCACUGUUACCAGAAUCAAAACACCUAAACAGAUAGAUGAGCUCAUAGAAAUUGAGAGCGAUACUGGAACUUGGUACAGGAGGUGUUUUGUCAGAAUCCGCACAGAGCUGUAUGGUAUUUGGUUGACAUUUAUGAGGUGCUUCAACUACCCAGUGAAGGACAAUACAAUCAAACUUACAGCUGUGUGGUUCACCCUGUCUUUUGGCUACUACGGCUUAUCUGUCUGGUUUCCUGAUGUCAUUAAACAUCUGCAGUCAGACGAGUAUGCAUCCCGAGUGAAACAUUUCCGCAACGAGGAGGUCUCACAUUUUGUCUUCAACUUCACACUGGAAAAUCAGAUUCACAGCAAUGGAGAGUACAUCAAUGACAGGUUUAUUAUGAUGAAGUUUAAAUCAGUAACCUUUGAAGAUUCACUUUUUAAGAACUGUGUUUUUGAAGACAUCACUUCACUGAACACAUACUUCAGGAACUGUACUUUCGUGAAUACCACCUUCUACAACACAGAUCUCGAGCAGUAUAAAUUUGUUGACAGUGAAUUGAUAAAUUGCACAUUUUUUCACAUCAGGACAGGAUGCCAGAUUUCUUUUGAUGAUGACUACAGUGCCUACUGGAUCUACUUUGUUAAUUUCCUGGGAACUUUGGCAGUGUUACCAGGAAAUAUUGUGUCUGCUCUCCUGAUGGAUAGAAUAGGACGGUUAACGAUGCUAGGUGGUUCCAUGGUUCUUUCUGGCAUCAGCUGUUUCUUCCUGUGGUUUGGGACCAGUGAAUCCAUGAUGAUAGGUAUGCUGUGCCUCUACAAUGGCCUCACCAUCUCGGCAUGGAACUCUCUAGAUGUUAUUACUGUGGAGCUGUAUCCUACAGACAGAAGGGCAACAGGCUUUGGCUUUUUGAAUGCACUAUGCAAAGCUGCAGCUGUACUUGGAAACCUAAUAUUUGGUUCCCUUGUUGGUAUCACCAAAGCAAUCCCUAUUCUCCUUGCUUCUACUGUUCUAGUAUGUGGAGGUCUGGUAGGACUUCGGCUUCCCGAUACCAGAACCCAGGUGUUGAUGUAACUGGAAAAAACAUCCACUAUUUAUUUCCUUCUUUGUACAAAUGUCAUUCUCCUGACUGAUGGUGCAAAGGCUUCAGAUUCUCAACACACAGUAGAGUGCUCAAAUGUCAGAAAUCAAACCCAAAAGAUAUUUUGGAGUAGCAGAGAUUUAGCAACCUCUGUAUGAAAGUUUUAAAUUUCACUUUUGUUUGCUUGCAUACUUUGUUAUUCAAACCCAUUUCACUUUGAAGUGCAAAGCUACCUCUUAGAACAGUUUUGAUGACAUAUCCAGGAAGGUAAAAACCAUACUGAUAAUUAGAUAUUUAAAAUGCAAGCAGUCAGAUUAUUUCAAAAACACAUGCUAAAUUUGGCCAUGGCAUUGUGAGCUUUAGUAACAGUUCAGAUGUGCAAGUCAAUUACUUAGCAGUAUUGGUGCAGGGAAUGUUAAUGUAUCAAUGCAUGCAGCAUUUAUCAGGAAACUCAACUGAUUGCAUCAGUACUGGGAACAGUGACCUUCUGCAGUUGUGCUUAGGUGAUAAAAACUCGUGGCAAUGACUCUUCCUUGGGAAACAUUUUUAGGCAGAUUCAAUCUAAGCAAAGAUUACCAGCUACACCCCAUACUGACUGAGGAGAAGGCAACAGCUAUUGCAGGGAAUAUAAAAGUCCAUAUAGGUAUGCAGCAGAGAGAAUAACAAAAGUAACAUUUUCACUUUUUGCUACCGAUGCUCCAGAAAACUUUUGUUUUAUCCUCACUUGGCAUCUGGAUUUUUUUUUCAUUUAAAACAGUGAAUUUGUCUUCUUCCAGGAAUUAAUGAAUGCAAAUAGUUUUGCUGUUGUUAGUAAGAAUAAAGGAAGAAUCAGACCAUUGAACUAUAAGGAUGAUACUUUCAGAGGUUUAUUUAGAAUUUAUAUAUAUAAGGACCUUAAUUAUUUUCAUAGUUUCUACACUUCUUAAUAUAACCAUUUUCUCGGCUAAUUUUUAAUAGUUCCAGAAAUGUCUGACCACUUAAUAUUUUCAAAUGUCUCUUUGAAAAGCCACUAAGAAAUAAGCCAUGGCAAGACUGCAGGGAAUAGUAAUGCUUUUAUUAGACCAAGUGCAUAGAUGGAAAACAAAUGAUAGUAAAUACAUUCCUUCUAUGCUGUGGACUGUUCUGAAUACUGGAAAAUUCCCCAUCAGUCCUAAUGCUAUGCAAGAAGUUAUGGGAUCUCUUUAAAAUAUCAGCAUUACAAAUUUAAUACAGAUACAUUUAUAAAAUCAUCAAAAAGAGGCAGAUCCUCUGAUGACAAAAAAUUGCAUUGCUUUCAGUGGAACUAAGACAAUUUGUAUCUGCUGAUUAACUAUCUGCAGUUUCAAGUGUGAAAUAACAAAUUUUCUAUAAAACAUAUGGAAAAUUUUAUUCAGUAUUUUUUUUCUAAUUAUGUCUAACAGCAUUUAUUAGGUAGAUGAAUCAUUGCCAAGCAACUAAGCUUUCAAAUAAGGUCAUCAUAUGGUAAGCUAGAUUUUUUUCAUUGAUUUUUCUCUUGCUCUUAGAUGUGAACUUGGAUUUAGGUAGUAAUAUGUGGCACUGCAGUCUUUGUCAGUCAUCAUCUUUGUCAUAUUAAAAGAAUCAAUAAAAGUCUAUGUAAGAAGAUCAUUCAACAUAUUCAUAGUUCACUGUUUAAUCUGCUGAUUCUAGAAGUGACAUUUUCAGUUACUAACAAAUGCCUCUGCUAUACAUUGUAGCACAAAAAAUGUUAGCCCAAGAUGCUGUUUUCUCCUACAAAAUGAGAAAACUGGCAGAAUUUAAAAAGCACGAGUAUGGAAAACUACGGGACAUUGUUUUGAUGUUGGUAAUUAAAAAAAAAUUAGCAAGUGUGUUUAUUUUGGAGUGAUAAGGUGAAGUUAUUUGAGAUUAAAUAUUUUAUGUUUAAAUCUGACUUAGAUAUGACUCUUAAAUUUCUAAACUAUGCUAAUAAAUGAGGAAGAGCUAUUUUUCACUAAGGUCUAGAAAAAAAUUCUGGCCUUAGUUUUGCGUCUGUGGCCUUUUUUCCACCAAUCAUAGCCUUAAUAUUAUUUAAGGCUGUUUUCUACAAGUAAUAUUAUAUUUGAGCCAUUUUUCUCUGUGCAAUUCAUUAGUAGCACAUGUUCAACUCCUUGCACAAACUGCACAAGUUAUUUUGAAAUCUGAAGCCUCUGUACAUAUUUGGAGUAAACACCAACAACAAUGGUAAAAUAUUGCUUUGUGUUGCUAUGCACUGUCCUCUUGCAGUAGUAUAUUCUGUCCAUCUCUGCAUGUAAUUCCUGUAACACUCACAUUCAUACAGCAGCAUUUCAUACCUUCUGACCAGCUUGAAGGAAUGGGUCACAGAAAAAUAAUAUUCAGCUUUUGAGGGCUAUGAUUUAAGUUUAACACUCUAAAAUCUCAUGACAUGUAAAAUUAUGUUGAUUUCAGUGUUGGUCUUAUCAUAAAUCCUGACUAUAGCAUAGGUCUGUGAUUAAGUCUGGAUGAAAUGAAAUGAAGCAACAACAGGAAUUAGCAGAGAUUUUUAAAAAUAGACACUGCAUGGUCCAGAAUGAUAAUGCUCUAAGGUAGAAAAAAGAAAAAGGAAUAGUGGGUAGGAAUUGGGAGAAUAAGUAAAUGAAAGAGAUGAACAAAGAAAAAACCAAGAAUAAUUCCAACAUUUGAAACAAAACCUAUAGUUAGAAUUUUCCCAGAUGGUAAGCUAGCUGGCUCAACAGAUUUGAGCUAGUGUGCAAGCAACAUCAAAGUUGUUUGAAUAUUCAGUAGUUUUUGCUUGAGCACAGUAAAGAUUUAUCACAUAAAGACAAAAAAGUGAAUGCAAUUUCACGCUAUAAAUAACUUCACGAGAUAGGUGAAAUCCACAGACUGGAACAGAAGUCUAUGGACACAAAUGUUACUCACAUUAUAAGCAAAAGUAAUUUGACUGGUCUUCAGCAAUUCCGUCUUUUCUUGCAGCCUCCAAAGCAAUCACAGGUAACGAAUAUUGAACAGAAGGAUCAGCACUUUCUUUCUAUGUCUAUUCACUUAUAUGUCACACAAAGGAUCACUUUGUGGCAUGGCUAGAUUCCUAAUAUACCAGACAGAAGCAAACUUGAUAGCGUUUGUGUAUUACAGUUAUAAAACCUAUGUAAUCAAAACUGCUUAUUUGUCUGUUUUGGUCACAGACACAGGACUGACUGACUGCUAACUAGAAAUCCCUGUCAGUCUAAACUGAAGUAGGAUAUAACAUAUAGGAAUUUUCUUUGCAGCUGAAAAGCUCAUCCCAACAGCAGAAAUGACAAAAAGCACAAUGACCCCUGAAAACACAUAAGACUCAUGGCAUUUAGAAUGCUGUUAACGAUAAUAGUCAAAUAUUUUGAAAUUUGGAAACUGCCCACAAAAGAGACCACGUGUUUUCAUUUUUGGCAAGGAAUUUUUAUUUGAAUUAGUUUUACUUCUUACAGGUUGUGUAAUAGUAGAACUUGACUUAGCAGACUCUAAUUUCUUGAAAGCAUCUUAUUCCUCAUGUUAGUACUCUUUAACCAGCUUGGUUAUAUCCAUGCUAGCACCCUGCUGCUUGGAAGCAUGCGCUACAACAUUUGGGAACCACUGCAUUGGUCGUUGAGUACAGGCUCCUAGAAAGGGAACUAGGAAUAGGUGUUCAUGGUGGAGCGCUCAACAUUGGUAAUUAAUGACCUACUGGGAAACCCUCUUCCUCUCAGCUUGAUUUUAACCAGUUCCCUUACAGAGUUGUGUAGUACAAAAGCUGAGCAUGGAUGAAAAAGAGUUAGCCCUCCUUCCUGAUGGCUCCAGUAGUCUACUCCUCCUUUAUCAUUUUAGCAAUAUGGAUCAAAGUUAAGAUUGCUAACUCAAGCUCUGCUUUCCAAAUUACUUUUCUUGCUAGGGGACCAGCCUUAAAGAAAAUUAAAACUCUCUCACCUGCUUCUGACAUUCAGUAAGAAGUUUCGUUAUAUCUUUUGCAUUUUGGUUAUAACUUUUUUAAAAACAAUAUGUAAAGAAGCCUUAGAAGUCCUUCUGUGUGUGAAUCUCACCUUUUGAGACAGCCAGACUCCACGUUUACCUGUCUAUCGAGAAGGCUGACCUAAUAAAAGGAGAGGUGUCCUCUCUGAAUAGCCCCUGUUGAUCUCCUGAUUUGAGGGAAUCUUCUUGCCUGUGCACCUAGCUCAGCUCCAUUUGGAGGAAAUGAUAUUCUGUAUUCUUUUUUUCUUUUAUCUACCACUGUGGAGCCUUAUCU
Molecule: messenger RNA, 6652 nt
Organism: Camarhynchus parvulus
Lineage: Eukaryota; Metazoa; Chordata; Aves; Passeriformes; Thraupidae
Gene: SV2C
Product: synaptic vesicle glycoprotein 2C
Exons: 13
Coding region: 255-2438 (727 amino acids)
Biological process (GO): chemical synaptic transmission; transmembrane transport
Cellular component (GO): membrane
Molecular function (GO): transmembrane transporter activity
Source: RefSeq, a predicted model, not a curated record